Messenger RNA from Condylura cristata (star-nosed mole), 7359 nucleotides. It is a transcript of the gene PCDH17, whose product is annotated as protocadherin 17. Bases 1360 to 4848 code for a protein of 1162 amino acids. The transcript has 4 exons. Gene Ontology annotation, cellular component: plasma membrane. Gene Ontology annotation, biological process: homophilic cell-cell adhesion. The record is from RefSeq and is a predicted model, not a curated record. Gene Ontology annotation, molecular function: calcium ion binding. Lineage: Eukaryota; Metazoa; Chordata; Mammalia; Eulipotyphla; Talpidae.
AAAUAUUCACCACUUUUAUUCCUAGCCAAGGUUUUCCUUUUUAGAUGAAGAGGACUGAGAGGCAGGGCCAUUGGAAGGAGAUGCUGAAUAGAAAGAAAAGAGAGGCACUUGACAGCCCAGCCCUGUGAAUGCAGAGACUGUUUCCCUUCUAGCGAGAGACAGGGAGUGUGUGUGUGCUAGAACUGGGAGGGUGGCUCCCCCUUCCUUUUUAUUCCGCCUCCCCCUCCCCCCUUCAAAUCUGCACAUCCAACCAUGAGUUGCCUGUUGAUUUCCUUUCGCCUGGGAAGAAAAGCAAACUGGAAUUAAACUGCAUGGAGAGAAGUCCUUGCUUGCGGGCAGAGGAUGGGAUGGUAGCGGCAGCUUCUGGCUUGGUUUAGGGAAAUCACAGAGUGUGUAUUCUACGAACAGAGGCGGAGAUAUAGCUGUAUAUUUUCCACUCCCAAUAGACUCACACAGCAAACGCUGAUCUGGCUGUGGUUUUCCUGACUUGGGGGAGAGCCUUUUCCGAGGAAGAGAGGGAGGAGCUUGGUGGAGGGAGGAAACUACAAAUCGGGACACUAGUUCUUUGCGCUGCAUUUCCUCCCCUCCCUUUGGCUGCUCGGAAAGGAGAGAGAGAGGGAAAAAAAAAUACGCUUGGCUGGGAGAUGCAGUCCGCCGCCGCCGCUGCCUCAGCCGGCAAUGCAAGAUUAAAUCUCUAAAUGCAGCAAAGCACUGCCUGAAAACAGACUAGCCCGCGAAGCAAGCAGACAUUGCACAGAGCUCCGGGGAAGCUUCAAAAUACCUCUGACUCUCUCUUCAUUGCUCCUCAUCCCCAUCAAUUUGAGACGAAAAAUAAGUAAGGAUUUUACUUUCAGAUCAGCCUGGAGACACACCUCCCCACUCCCUCCCCCACUAGAUGUGAAGAGUGUUCCAGAGACUAAGGGCGGGAUUUGCAGCGCCCUAGCGGGAGCUGGGAAAACCUACGGAUUCUUGAGCUCAUUAUCAUUCCUCCCGGACGCGAUUUCCUUCUCUUCGCCGGCCUCAUCGCUCAAGUUUGAGUCGCCCGAAGUCCGGGCAGGAGAGACAAAGCCCGGGGCUCGCCCCCAGCCGCAGGGAGUCGCCGCCUCUUUCGGUGGCCCUGCAGCUUCCCUGCACCGCUGCUUCUCGCCCAGUGCGGAUGCUGUAGAUCAACAGGUUCGGGGAACUUGAGCGGAAUAACGAAAGACCGCGAGUGCCGCAGCCGGGGAGCCCCGGGAAAGAAGGACCCAUAGACUUGUGGCUCGCGCCUCGCGCACGCAGCGCAGGGACCCCAAGCUGGCGCGCGCCCACCGACUCGCCUCUCCGGUCCGGCUGCUCCUGCCCCCACCCCACCGGUCUGGGAUGUACCUUUCCAUCUGUUGUUGUUUCCUCCUAUGGGCCCCUGCCCUGACGCUUAAAAACCUCAACUACUCGGUGCCAGAGGAGCAAGGGGCCGGCACGGUGAUCGGCAACAUCGGCAAAGAUGCUCGACUGCAGCCAGGGCUUCCGCCCGCAGAGCGAGGCGGCGGCGGCGGCGGCGGGCGUAGCAAGUCGGGUAGCUACCGGGUGCUGGAGAACUCCGCGCCUCACCUGCUGGACGUGGACGCCGACAGCGGGCUCCUCUAUACCAAGCAGCGCAUCGACCGCGAGUCUCUGUGCCGCCACAACGCCAAGUGCCAGCUGUCCCUCGAGGUAUUCGCCAACGACAAGGAGAUCUGCAUGAUCAAGGUGGAGAUCCAGGACAUCAACGACAAUGCGCCCUCGUUCCCCUCGGACCAGAUCGAAAUGGACAUCUCCGAGAAUGCCGCCCCUGGCACCCGCUUCCCCCUCACCAGCGCACAUGACCCGGACGCGGGCGAGAACGGGCUCCGCACCUAUCUGCUCACGCGCGACGAUCACGGCCUCUUCGCGCUGGACGUCAAGUCCCGCGGCGACGGCACCAAAUUCCCAGAGCUGGUCAUCCAGAAGGCUCUGGACCGCGAGCAGCAGAACCACCACACGUUGGUACUGACUGCCCUGGAUGGCGGCGAGCCGCCGCGCUCAGCCACCGUGCAGAUUAACGUGAAGGUGAUCGACUCUAAUGACAACAGCCCAGUCUUCGAGGCUCCAUCCUACCUAGUGGAAUUGCCUGAGAACGCCCCUCUGGGCACCGUGGUCAUUGAUCUGAACGCCACAGACGCCGACGAGGGUCCUAACGGUGAGGUGCUCUAUUCAUUUAGCAGCUAUGUGCCAGACCGCGUGCGGGAGCUCUUCUCCAUCGACCCCAAGACCGGCCUGAUCCGUGUCAAAGGCAACCUGGACUAUGAGGAGAACGGGAUGCUGGAGAUCGAUGUGCAGGCCAGAGACUUGGGGCCCAACCCCAUUCCUGCCCACUGCAAGGUCACUGUCAAGCUCAUCGACCGCAACGACAACGCGCCGUCUAUCGGUUUCGUCUCCGUGCGCCAGGGGGCGCUGAGCGAGGCCGCCCCGCCUGGCACCGUCAUCGCCCUGGUGCGGGUCACUGACCGCGAUUCGGGCAAGAACGGACAGCUGCAGUGCCGAGUCUUGGGCGGAGGAGGGACGGGCGGCGGCGGCGGCCUGAGCGGGUCCGGAGGGUCUGUGCCCUUCAAGCUUGAGGAAAAUUACGACAACUUCUACACUGUGGUGACUGACCGCCCGCUGGACCGAGAGACACAGGACGAGUACAACGUGACAAUAGUGGCGCGGGAUGGAGGCUCGCCUCCACUCAACUCCACCAAGUCUUUCGCGGUCAAGAUUCUGGACGAGAAUGACAAUCCCCCUCGUUUCACUAAAGGACUGUAUGUGCUUCAGGUGCACGAGAACAACAUUCCAGGAGAGUACCUGGGCUCCGUGCUCGCGCAAGAUCCCGACCUGGGCCAAAACGGCACCGUGUCCUACUCCAUCCUGCCUUCGCACAUUGGCGACGUGUCCAUUUACACCUACGUGUCCGUGAACCCCACCAAUGGGGCCAUAUACGCGCUGCGCUCCUUUAACUAUGAGCAGACCAAGGCUUUUGAGUUCAAAGUACUUGCCAAGGACUCGGGUGCGCCCGCUCACUUGGAGAGCAACGCUACUGUGAGGGUGACAGUGCUAGACGUGAAUGACAACGCGCCGGUGAUAGUGCUGCCCACGCUGCAGAACGACACGGCUGAGCUGCAGGUGCCGCGCAACGCUGGCUUAGGCUAUCUAGUGAGCACAGUGCGAGCCCUUGACAGCGACUUCGGCGAGAGUGGGCGCCUCACCUACGAAAUCGUAGACGGUAACGACGACCACCUGUUUGAAAUCGAUCCGUCCAGCGGCGAAAUCCGCACACUGCACCCUUUCUGGGAGGACGUGACGCCAGUGGUGGAGCUGGUAGUAAAGGUGACUGACCACGGAAAGCCCACCCUGUCCGCAGUGGCCAAACUCAUCAUCCGCUCGGUGAGCGGUUCCUUGCCUGAGGGAGUUCCCCGGGUGAACGGGGAGCAGCACCACUGGGACAUGUCGUUGCCGCUCAUCGUGACUCUUAGUACUAUCUCCAUUAUCCUCCUAGCGGCCAUGAUCACCAUCGCGGUCAAGUGCAAGCGUGAGAACAAGGAAAUCCGCACUUACAACUGCCGAAUCGCCGAAUACAGCCACCCGCAGCUGGGUGGAGGCAAGGGCAAGAAGAAGAAGAUCAAUAAAAAUGAUAUCAUGCUGGUGCAGAGCGAAGUGGAGGAGAGGAACGCCAUGAACGUCAUGAACGUGGUGAGCAGUCCUUCCCUGGCCACUUCCCCCAUGUACUUUGACUACCAGACCCGCCUGCCCCUCAGCUCGCCCCGGUCAGAGGUGAUGUAUCUCAAACCUGCCUCCAACAACCUGACUGUCCCUCAGGGGCACGCGGGCUGCCACACCAGCUUCACUGGACAAGGGACUAAUGCGAGCGAGACCCCUGCCACUCGGAUGUCCAUAAUCCAGACAGACAAUUUUCCCGCAGAGCCCAAUUACAUGGGCAGCAGGCAGCAGUUUGUUCAAAGUAGCUCCACGUUUAAGGACCCAGAAAGAGCCAGCCUGAGAGACAGUGGGCACGGGGACAGUGAUCAGGCUGACAGUGACCAAGACACUAACAAAGGCUCCUGCUGUGACAUGUCUGUUAGGGAGGCACUCAAGAUGAAAACUACUUCAACUAAAAGCCAACCACUUGAACAAGAACCGGAAGAGUGUGUUAAUUGCACAGAUGAAUGCCGAGUGCUUGGUCAUUCUGACAGGUGUUGGAUGCCACAGUUCCCUGCAGCCAAUCAGGCUGAAAAUGCAGAUUACCGCACAAAUCUCUUUGUACCCACAGUUGAAGCUAAUGUUGAGACUGAGACUUACGAAACUGUGAAUCCCACUGGGAAAAAGACUUUUUGUACAUUUGGAAAAGACAAGCGAGAGCACACUAUUCUCAUUGCCAAUGUUAAACCUUAUUUAAAAGCCAAACGUGCCCUGAGCCCUCUCCUCCAAGAGGUGCCCUCAGCAUCAAGCAGCCCGACCAAGGCAUGCAUCGAGCCUUGCACCUCAACAAAAGGCUCUCUGGAUGGGUGUGAAGCCAAACCAGGAGCCCUGGCUGAAGCAAGCAGCCAGUACUUGCCCACUGACAGUCAGUACCUGUCACCCAGUAAGCAACCAAGAGACCCUCCCUUCAUGGCUUCAGAUCAGAUGGCAAGGGUCUUCGCGGAUGUGCAUUCAAGAGCCAGCCGGGAUUCCGGUGAGAUGGGAGCUGUUCUUGAGCAGCUUGACCACCCCAGCAGGGAUCUGGGCAGAGAGUCUGUGGAUGCAGAGGAAGUCGUGAGAGAAAUUGACAAGCUUUUGCAGGACUGCCGGGGAAAUGACCCUGUGGCUGUGAGAAAGUGAGGAUAGAAAAAAGCAUUGGCAUUUUCUUGUCUCUUCUGUUGAUUUAAAAACAAUCCCUUCUGGUGACGACCCAUUUUACAGGGAUGAAGAAAGACCAAUGCUGCUUUAAGGCUUUUAGUGAACAUCUGAAGUGCCCACAAGUAUGUUCUUUUCACUGCUGUUUCUUUUUCAGAGAUAACAAUGGUUUUGUUUUGAUCAAACUUAUACUAGGACAGAAUUAAUGAUGUUCAAAGAGAAAAAAGAGAAGAAAAAAGGAGAAAAGAUAAAGGAGGAUGAGGAGGCAAGUUACCUUUUGACAAUCUGAUAGGAAGGUAUGCAGCGUGAGAACUGAAGUAUUUCUGAUCACUUUAAGACUGUCCUCCGUGAUUUAUGCUGACUUAACUGUUUACCUAUAAACCCCAUUAAAGCAGGGUCAUAAUUUGUGAUCUGUGGUGGAUUUCUAGCAGUCAUCACAGGCUUCUACUGAAAGUCCCCAAAAGACCUUGCAGUAGUCCAAGCUACACCAAACAUUAACACAUAUUUGUGGUAAACAUUUCUGUAUAAAGUUACCUGCCACACAUAUAAACACAAAGAACAUUCCAUACCAUUAGUCGAAAAAGAUUUUUAAAACUUGGUCAUCUGUAAGACACCUCAUGUCGUAUAAAAGUUAAAUGUAAAAAGAUAUAGUCCAUUUUGUCCUGCACACACACAGACUAAUUCACUUCAUUAAAAGAGAAGAAAAUGUAAAGGUUUAAAUGCCUUUUAGCAUUUUAGUGUCCUGGAAACAUACAGAUAAUGAUGGGUAGAUUUUAAAUUUGACCUAGAAAAGUUCUGAAAAAUAGUUACCAUGAGUGAUAAUAUUCAGAGAAAAUUAAUAUGUUAAUUCAUUGUGGACACUAAAAUAGCUCAGGAAAGUGAAACUGUCUUUGACAUACACAAAUCACAUGACCGUUUAAAUGUGCAAAUGUAAGAAGAUUCAAUGUGUUUACAUCAAAUGACAUAUUUUUAUUGAUUUAUUGCAGAUUCAGUGCAUAUGAGCCAAAUUGUUGAGUGUAUAAGAGCUAUAUUGUGUAUUUUAUUAAAUUAAUAUAUAGUUGUGUUGCAAAAAUAUUUGGGCUUAUAUUGUAAAUGGCAAGUGUUGCCUCGGUAGCUGUCGAACUCUAUGAGUUUUGUUUUUUUCUGCUUCCUUUUCCCCAUGGAGUGUGGGAAGCGGUGCCUCAGAGCAAAGUCUCUUGUUUAAUGUAUAGUCUACCAAGUACUACAGUACAUAAUCUGUUCAAAAUGUGUUUGAGUGAGCUGAUGGAGCUAACUGAAAGGUCAAAAAAUACAUCCAUCAGUCAUGGUUAUGUGCAAGUCCUUGUAGAAGCUUUGAUUAAAGUCAUGCUAAAUCACAAAAAUUACAUUUGUACCAAUACCUGAAACUUCUUCAUGUUUUUUUCAAUAGCAUACAGCCUCUUCCUAUACCAUGCCGUUGAUUGGUUCUCAAAGUACUUUAAGUGGUUCAAGAUGUGUGUUCCCAUUAUAUUUCCAAACCAUGAAAAAUGCUUUAAUGCAUGUGAGGUACCAACACUGGUUACGUGCAUUGUGUAGUGUUUUUCAAGAGGUCUGAGUCUUAACAAAAUGUUUUUUUUUUUCUCAGUGCUCUUCUGCCUCUUUUUAUUGGUGUCCUUUGAGAACAAUAUACCUACUAUUCCUUCAUUUAGUUGCACCUUUUCUUGUGAUAUUUAGCAAGCUUCCAUAUGAGGCUAGGAAACCUCACAUUUCAGGAAUUGGAAAAAAAUAAAAUUAGCACUUGCAGAAGUAGCAGCAGAUGGGAAAAUGCCUUGAUUGACAUUUUCCUUCAGCGUUUAAAUUUUUUGGCAUUUUACAGCUCCAUGACAAACAGUUUCCAGCCCAUACCUUAGAAAAUGUGGUGCUGAGUUAAAUAAAGGCUGUUUGUGCACUGGAGCAGAAAAAUGCAUUAUUUGCAAACUGGUGGAGAAUUCUGUGCCUUCUUUUCUGGCCACCAAGCCAGUGUAGAAACAGCAUAAAUGUCAUAAAAUCCUUAUAUUUAAAACAAAAACAAAGCAAAAACAAAUACUGAACUGAAUUAAGUUUUGUAAUUUUAAACCUCACAAAAUUCUACUGAAAGUAUUUCCGUCAAAUGCUGUCAACAUUUUAGAGUGUACCUCGUUGGCAAAACCGCUUGAAAGGGAAGAGUGGACAAUUCCCAUCAGCCUUAUUCUCUCAAGAACUGUUUUUGGUUCCUAGUAACAGCCUUUCCAAAGCUCUACUCUUGGUUUUUAUUAUUCGUAAUGUUUAAAUAAGAAAAGAAGGGAUCUUGUACAUGUGAAACCUAAUUGACUCUAUAUUUUGGACAAUUUAUGUAUCUGAAAUGUGUUGUCUCUGUUAUAUGAUGUUAUUAUUUUUCUUUUCGCCAGGAGACUACAGGUUGAUUGAGCUUGAUAGCUGAAAUUUGAUGGAAACCUGAUGUUCAUUUAGUCUUACCACAUGUUGCCUCUCUCUUACUAGACAGAUAGCCACUUAGCAAAA